This is a messenger RNA of Nothobranchius furzeri (turquoise killifish), 5077 nucleotides long. RefSeq names its product leucine-rich repeat-containing protein 3. Lineage: Eukaryota; Metazoa; Chordata; Actinopteri; Cyprinodontiformes; Nothobranchiidae. The record is from RefSeq and is a predicted model, not a curated record. Gene Ontology annotation, molecular function: protein binding.
GAGAGUGUCUGCCCCACAUCCACUGCUCCACUGCUGAAAACUGCCUCACCGGUGAGACAGUCAAAGAUGGAACCGUCUGCAGGCGACAAACCCCGGAGCGCAGCCGAUUCUCCGCUCAACGGAUCCAACCACAUCCGCACAGGAAACGAUUUUACUCAGUCAAACCAGACCAAAGCCAAAAAACGGAGUCUAAAACCAAAAACUCUUCACGUGGAUUCAAACUUCAUCAUUUUAAAGAUUCUCCUGGUGUGAUGGUGUGAGUCUGUUCAGGACCUGAUGCAUGCUGUGGGGCUAUGGUGAGGCCAUGUGCGUAGGCUGGUGUGAGAAAAGAUGUGGAGGAAGAGGAAUCGAGGGAAUCAAAGGACUGGACAUUUACUCAUGGCUGUGCGUGAUGGCCUUGCUCUCAGCUCUUUUGGGUCAAGUGACUCCGCAGUGCCCAGACAGAUGUCACUGUGCCUGGGACACAUUCACUGUGGUGUGCUCAGAUGCUGGGCUGCGGGAUAUCCCAGAUGGGAUCCCACCAGAGACCAUCUUCCUCCACUUGGAACGCAACUACAUCCGGAGCAUCCCGGAGAGUGCCUUUAGCCACCUGGUCCACCUGCAAGACCUGUACCUGUCCCACAACCGUAUCGACUCGUUGUCCACCGGAGCCCUGCGGCACCUGGGACCCAAGCUGCGCCUGCUGGACCUUUCGUUUAACCAGCUAAGGCAUGCCAGCAGGGAGGAGUUUGGCUCCACACGAGCAAAGAUGCGGCUCUUCCACAAUCCCUGGCACUGUGACUGCACACUGCAGGAGCUGAUGGAGACUCUGAAUCUGGAGCCUGAGACGGUGAUUGGAAUCAUCUGCGAGAGUUCUGUGAGAGGUGUGGGUGAGGGGAGCAGGUGGGAGGACCUGGGGUCACAGGGCGAGCACUCGGGUCAACCGCUCGUCAGACUCCUGGACUCUGGGGUGAAUUUCUGCAGCCUGCAUAGGAAGACCACUGACGUGGCCAUGCUGGUGACCAUGUUCGUGUGGUUCUUCAUGGUCAUCGUGUACGUUGUGUACUACGUCAGGCAGAACCAAGCUGAGGCCCGAAGGCAUUUGGAGUACUUAAAAAGUCUACCCAGUCCACGUAAAACCCCCAUAGAGACAGACACUCUGAGCACUGGGUUCUGAGGACAUGUGACCUUUGUCUUCAUGAAAAGUGACUCUGAGGAGUAAGCUGUAAACAAGCCGUAGACAAAAAACAAAACAAAAACAAACAAAAAACCCCCACAGAAAAUGAACUUGUUGUUUGAUUAUUUCCUUACCUUUGUUUUUCUAAACAUUUAUUUUCUUAUGACUUUUGCUAUUUUAAUUAAAAAUGGUGAGGUUGUUGAUUAUUACAAAACACCAACAGUACUGUAAUAAAAAGAAUAGUAAAAAGUGUAGCAGACGUGAAUUUGAACAAAGGACACUAUUGAACUUAAUAGGUCUGUCUUCUUUUGUAGCUCAUCUUCUCCUCCCAUGCCUCAUAACUCUCUCUUUUAUCUUCCAUUAGGCUCUAAUAGGGGACUUCAACCAGCUGACCCCUAGUGAACACUUGAAAGGCACUAAAGUGAUUGUCAGGUGUGCAAACACCUACGUUUGUCUUCAUUUACAUUUCCAUCCUGGUGUUUUGGUGGAAUCUUACAUUAGUUUUAUAAAUGUUAUCCUGCACAGAUGGCAUCAUGCAAACGCCUAGCCACAUUUUUUGGGUGCCGGCGGAGAGCUGCUGAUCUAAAUUUACUCAGUGGAGCUGGAGGUGAACUAUUUUGUCUCUUUGCUGCAGCAGUCAGCUCUGAAAUAUUUGGACGAUUUCAUAUUCAUGCAGAUGUUAUUGAUUGGGUGGAGGAAUUUCAGUCCGUCCUGAGGAUGGAUUUGUGUUGACAUCUAUUUUGAGAGAAGCUGUUAGUUAACGUCUGGAUUGUUUCUUUUUUUUUGCUCCUCCUAUUUUCCACAUUGACUCCGUCAUAACCGGAUCUAUUUUUAUGGCCUUUGAAAAAGCCACACAUAAUUGGAUAUUAAAUAAAUCGUUUAUUUCUUAUAGAACGUUCAAAUGAAUGCUACUUCUGAUGUGUGCGCUGUGAAUGCUCCACUUGGCUUUCUGCAAAUGCUGAGCAAAUUUUGACCAUAUGAACAGGAGCUCAGAGUUUAUUUCAAUUGCUUUGAUUUUACUUGUGUUUAAUGUUGAAGUAACAGUUUUCAUGUUAAGAGGGGAAGGCUUAUGCUAUAUUUAAGCUGUCUGUCAUUCUUUGCUUAAGAAGUAAAAAAAAAAACAUGUUUUUUGGUUGACUCAUCAAACAUAUGAAUUUAGUUUCCAGAAGCUUCUGAGGUCAUCAAAUUGAAUAUUGAAAUAUGUUUAUGGUUGUUUAUCAAAAUUAGCAUUUAUUUAAUUUAAUACCUGCACAUUAAAAUAUAGUACCACUUUAAAAUAACAUUUACUUACACGUUUACAACGUUAAACAACUAGCUAAUAGUAAAUUAAUUGUAAUAUCCCUCCAUAAACUGUCAGGUUAGCCCCUUGGUAGAACAUUUUUAAGUCUCUGUAUGUCACAAAAAUGUGCUCUGAGCUUUACUAAAUAACUUCAGAACUAGAAGUCAAAAAUUAAAUUCCAUUGCUUUUACAUUAAUAGUAAACCUCUUUAUAAUUCGUUAUUGAUGUUAAUUCUUAGCCUUGUUGCCCCAAAUGAAUAAAAAUCACACAACUAAUUUUUAGCAUUUUCCUUAAUGUGGAAGUUCAAAAAGGACAAUAGCGAUCUGUUUCCUGCCAAAUAGUGACCCCUUUACAGUUUUUAAACAGGAUCUGACAUAGAAUGAGUCAUAUUUUUGUAAAGUGCCUCAAAUAGGAUACACUUUAAAGAAUGCUUUAAUAACAUAAUGUAUUAUUAUUAUUAUUGUUGUUGUUAUGAACACAUAAAAGAAGUUAAAAUCUUUUUUCCAUGACCAUUAUUGAUUACAAAUUGCAGCCAAUUACAAGAUUUUUGAAGAGAAAAAAUUAAACUAUACAAAAAAAUAAAUAAAUAAAAAUAAAAGUAAGCUAAACGUUCUUCGUUUAUACACCAAUUAAUUAUUUUUAAAAUCACAUACCGUGAACACCCCUGGAUGGAAUUUAGGACUAAGCAUGUUUUGCUGAAUCUAAAAAGGUUUUUAAUUUUAUAAAUUUGAGACUUUUAUUUUACUUUAAAAGCAACAUUUUUUAAAAUGAUGUGGCCGCCAAAAAUAAUAAAAUAAUAAAUAAAUAAACUAAUCAAAUGAUAGACAGCAAGAUAAUAAAGGGCCAUAAAUUAGAUAUAAAUAUUGACAUGAACUAUUGCUUCUAAAAAGUACUUUUCCCCUGUUGUGCCAUCAUAAAAUAAAGUAACUUUUCAUGGUGUCAUAGAGCUGCUUAGAGCUUUGUUGGGUUUUUCCUGUGUAAUGAACUAAAGUGUAGAAAUGUUUGUGUGUUCAUGAUGUGUGUCAGAAUGUAACCGUUUGAUCAAACUGUUGAUUUGUAACCAGAGCGGAGCAGAACUUAGAUUCACUCUCCGUUUUAAUGUCGUGUGUAUUUGUCAGAGCAGGGUAAUGUGUUGAUCACAUGCUGUAAUUUAGACUCAUUUUGUAUUUCUGUGGUCUUAUGUUGGUCAGUUAAAGCCUUAAAGAUUGCCUUUCAGUCAAAGAUGUAAAAAUGUUGUGAAGCUAAACAUUCAGAUUUUUUUCUGUUUGUCAUUAAUCAAACAUCUGAUUUUGUUUCAACUGGGGUGUUCGAUAUUGGCUUUUUUACCGAUAUCUGAUAUACCGCUAUAACGAUAUUGUUGACUUUCCAAUACUGAUGUAAACUAAUAUAUGCUUUGUCCCCCUCUCAUUAAAAAAGAAAAACUAAAACAUUUUAGGUAAGUAAAUUCACAUAUUUCCUGUCAUGCCUAAUUAAAAAAAAUUAUCUGUGCAAAAUGACAGCUACUUCAAAUUAAGUAAGUAAUGGGAAAAGUGCCAUAAUUGUUUUGUCUCUAACAGCAGCUGAAUCUCAUUCUCCGUAAGCGUGAUGCUAACCCCCUUUACCUAGCAUCAGCAGCGUGGAACGGCACAAGCAAACAAACUUGCAUUUAAUCACGUCUCACGUGCAAGAGAGAGCCCCUCCCAGUUGUUGGAGCUUCUCAGCUUGUAGCCAAUUAGCCAGUCAUGGUAUGAGUGGGCGUGGCCAGCUCCACAUGGUUUUCUUGAAGCGACAGAGCCCUGAAAUGGCUCAGUGUGUAAGGUACUGAAAUCAAUAAGAAUUCAACACAUUCUUGUGAGUUAUUUAGUGCCAAGAACUUCAUAAAAAUGUUUCAUAUCAACAGGAACACUAGUAGAACUAAUAUACCUUAAAGUGACGGUGUGAUUUUUUUCAGGCGAUAGGGGGUCAGUAGAUACAUUAAUUGUUGCACGCAAGCAGUAUUUUUGUGUUGGAGGAAGACCUUACCAACGGACGCCCAUUAGGGUCAAAAAGCCCCAAGGAGUGAAAUCUUAAGCAAAAUAACGAGCACAUCCGACUCUUUCAGCACUGACAACAAGUGAAGAGGUAAAAGUGUAAAACAACAACAUUUAAGAAUAGUGAAAGUUUUAUAACCAUUUGUUACAAAUCAGUAAAUCCAAUAUGUCGUCAUGAGCUCCUGUAGAAGGAAACAUGGCAUCUAAUAUGGCACCGCCCAGAGACUUAGACCCGCUCCCAUGUACUUUAGACCUGAUUUUUAUGGUUAUAUGUUACUAAGUCUCUAAUAUUUUUCAACAAUCAGGCAUCAUUUAAUUCAAUUUCAACAUUAUUUUGAUGGAUAUUUCCAGAAAUUAAUGGUAAAAACUUUAUUUCUUUAGGAAAAAAAGUCAUAGUAGGUCUCUUUUAACAAUUAAAGGAGCAGAAAUCUGCAAGGAUGUUUGAUAAGCUGUCAUCUUUUUAAGUGGAAGCAGGGUAUAGUUAAAUGUUUAAUGUACUUUUUUGUAUUACAAAACAUUUUUGUCUUAUUUUAUUGUUUGUUUUUUACAAAAAAAUCUGACCCCACCUCAGAUUUUUCAGCAUUUUGAGGAAAACCAAACAAAUCACAUAAAAAAUAAAACUUCAGUCCAUUA